UCUUUAUAUAAUAGGUUCAUUGCCUCUCACCGCCCAUUAAGCCCAAAACAGAGCUACCAACCACGCUAUCCUAUCAACAUCCAACAUCGAUCAUGGUGGGUCAAUGGACGGUGACCAAGCCAGGCCGGAGCGACGAGGUUUUGGAGGCAGACCAACAGCAGAGGAUCACCGCUCAGAUCAGAGCUCACUUCGAUUCCAUAACCCCGAAGCGACCCGCCAAGCCCAGCAGAAGCGAAUCCGACUCCCCGCUAAGUUCUCCUUCCCACGCCGCCAACGGAACCAUCCCGGAGCUUCACAAGUUCCGAACCCUUCAAUCUCAAUCUCAGUCUGAGUCCCAUGCCAUGAUAUCAACAGAUGGGAGUGGUAUGUUGCAAGAGGAAUUUGUGGAGACGCACUACUACAAGGAGUUGGGUUCUAUUGACAAACAGCAUCACACGACUGGAACUGGGUUUAUAAAGGUGGAGAGGAGAGGAGUUGAAGAUGGGUACGGACUCCAGUUGCAAAGGAGGGAGAACAGAGAAAUGAUGCUGAGGGGCUUCAAAAGCAACCCUGCAACAAACGACUGGAUUCCAAGCCUCGAAGAAGAUGAGGUGGGCUAUGUCUCCUCAAAACCCAGUCGGAGCGAGAGUUGUUAGACGGUGAGAGGAAAAGUUGUAUCAACUGGGUUUCCUUUAAUUUAAAUAAAAUUUUCUUCUAGAUAAGGAUUGCUUUGGUUUGCUUGCAAGUCUGAAAGGGUUUAUGAAUAAAAAAACUCUCCAUUAUUGACUGACUA
Molecule: messenger RNA, 772 nt
Organism: Vitis riparia (riverbank grape)
Lineage: Eukaryota; Viridiplantae; Streptophyta; Magnoliopsida; Vitales; Vitaceae
Exons: 4
Coding region: 93-635 (180 amino acids)
Source: RefSeq, a predicted model, not a curated record